Molecule: messenger RNA, 2322 nt
Organism: Vitis vinifera (wine grape)
Lineage: Eukaryota; Viridiplantae; Streptophyta; Magnoliopsida; Vitales; Vitaceae
Product: probable CoA ligase CCL6
Exons: 19
Coding region: 130-2109 (659 amino acids)
Biological process (GO): fatty acid metabolic process; wax biosynthetic process; cutin biosynthetic process
Cellular component (GO): endoplasmic reticulum; membrane
Molecular function (GO): long-chain fatty acid-CoA ligase activity
Source: RefSeq, a predicted model, not a curated record
UCUUGAAUUUAAUGUGAAGUCCAACCAACCCCAACUCUCUUUCUGUCUUUUUGUAGUCAAGUUUUUAAUAUAUACCAAGAGAUGGGUAGCAUCUCUAGCUGAUCAUACUGUAAAAAAGAGGAAGCCACAAUGGCGGUUUACACGGUGAAGGUCGCAGAUUCGAUCCCGGCGACGGAGGAAAGGCCAUCCGCAGGGCCUGUUUAUAGAUGCAUUUAUGCAGAGAAUGGCCUGUUGGAGGUGCCAAAGGGAAUGGAGUCUCCAUGGGAGUUCUUUAGUGAUUCCGUCGAGAGAAAUCCCAAAAACCAGAUGCUGGGUAGGCGCCAAAUCAUCAAUUCCAAGGCGGGUCCAUACGUUUGGCUCACGUAUCGGGAAGCCUACGAUGCUGCUCUCCGAAUGGGUUCCGCAAUGCGAAGCCGCGGUGUCAAUCCUGGAGACAGGUGUGGGAUUUAUGGAUCCAACUGCCCCGAAUGGAUAAUUGCUAUGGAGGCUUGUAACAGCCAGGCCAUUCCCUAUGUCCCACUAUAUGACUCCCUUGGUGCUAAUGCUGUGGAGUUCAUCAUCAACCAUGCUGAAGUUUCAAUAGCUUUUGUUCAAGAAAGCAAGAUACCAGCUAUGCUGACAUGCCUCCCUAAGUGUACCUCAUAUCUGAAGACCAUCAUCAGCUUUGGGAAGAUUUCCAGUUCACAAAAGGAGGAAGCUGAAGAGCUGGGGGUAUCUUGCUUUUCUUGGGAAGAAUUUGCUCUAUUGGGAAGUUUGGAUUGUGAACUUCCUCCAAAACAGAAGACAGACAUCUGCACGAUAAUGUACACCAGUGGAACAACUGGAGAACCAAAAGGAGUUGUUUUAUCCAACGAGGCUAUCAUGGCAGAAGUUCUGUCCACGGACCAGCUACUUUUAGAGACAGACAAAGUGGCUACAGAAGAGGAUACAUACUUCUCAUUCCUUCCUCUGGCCCAUGUAUUUGAUCAGAUAAUGGAAACAUAUUGUAUCUACAAGGGAUCCUCAAUAGGAUUUUGGGGAGCCGAUGUGAGAUAUUUAAUGGAGGACAUUCAGGAACUGAAGCCAACUAUAUUUUGUGGGGUUCCUAGAGUUUAUGAACGUAUAUAUGGAGGUGCGAUUGCUAAAAUUUCAUCAGGAGGUGCAUUGAGAAAGGCAUUGUUCCAAUAUGCAUACAAUUACAAAUUGAGGAAUCUGGAGAAGGGCCUGCGGCAAGAUGAAGCAGCGCCUCGCUUGGACAGGCUUAUAUUUGAUAAGAUUAAACAAGGAUUUGGUGGACGAGUUCGUCUCUUGUUUUCUGGAGCUGCUCCUUUGUCUAGGCAUGUGGAGGAAUUUUUGAGGGUCACCAGCUGUUCUGUCUUAUCACAAGGAUAUGGCCUUACUGAAAGCUGUGGUGGAUGUUUGACAUCCAUAGUUAAUGAGUUCUCUAUGAUGGGAACUGUUGGAGUCCCCUACCCAACCAUUGAAGCAAGGCUUGAGUCAGUUCCAGAGAUGGGAUAUGAUGCACUUUCCAAUGUACCACGUGGAGAAAUUUGUCUGAGGGGAAAGACUUUGUUCUCUGGUUACUUCAAGCGGCAAGAUCUUACAGAAAGUGCUCUGGUGGAUGGGUGGUUCCAUACAGGUGAUAUUGGAGAAUGGCAGCCCAAUGGAGCAAUGAAAAUUAUUGACAGGAAAAAGAACAUCUUUAAGCUCUCUCAAGGGGAAUAUGUUGCUGUGGAGAAUCUUGAAAACACAUAUUCAAGAUGCCCGCUUAUAACAUCGAUUUGGGUCUAUGGGAACAGUUUUGAGUCUUUCCUUGUUGCUGUGGUGGUCCCGGAUAAAAAGGCACUUGAGGAUUGGGCAGAAAACCAUAAUGUGACUGGAGAUUUUAAAUCUUUGUGUGAAAACUUGGAGGCAAGGAAAUACAUUUUAGAUGAGCUCAAUAACACCGGUCAGAAUCACCAACUUAAAGGUUUUGAGAGGUUAAAAGCAGUUCAUUUGGACCCAAAUCCAUUUGACAUAGAGCGGGACCUGGUAACUCCAACUUUUAAACUGAAGAGGCCACAGUUGCUCAAGUACUACAAGGACAUCAUCGAUCGACUAUACAGUGAAGCAAAGGGAACAAAGUCAUGAGAUCAAUGUCGGUACCAAAUAUCCAGAAAUACUACUUAUUGGCAAGCUUGUAUAAUUAAAAUAGAUUUUUGAACAUGAAUAAAGCAUAUGUUACCUUGCCUACAACUCUGCUGAAAUGGACGGUUGGAUAUGUGCUAACCAAGGAGUGUUGGAUAGUGAGUUUCCACCAUGCUUCUAUAUUAAUAAGAGCACUCAAGUUUUUCAUAAAAACAA